UCUUACAUCACUGCGACCACAGCCGGUGUGUGCAGAGGUGUCACAUCCUGUUAGGGGAGAAUUCACAUGCAGCGAAUGGUCACUUAUUGUGAACGGCUUAAAAAAUGGUCCAUGUGUUUGUUUUGUUCUAUUUGUGCUGGUUGUGUCUUGUUGGCGUGUUUGGUGCGGAGACAGAGUCAGUGUCAGUGAUGGAGGGAGAUUCUGUCACUCUACACACUGACACGGAAAUACAAAAAGACGAUCUGAUACUAUGGAGAUUUGGAACUGAAGACUCUCCUAUGGCUGAAGUCAAUAGUUCAGCCCAGAUCAUCUCUAUAUCUGGAAGUACUGAAGGAUUCAAAGACCGAUUGCAUUUGGACCCCCAGACUGGAUCUCUCACUGUCAGGAACAUCAGAACCAACCACUCUGGAAUUUAUAAAGCACAGAUCAUUGGACAUAAGGUGUCAACGAAAAUGUUCAAUGUCACUGUUUAUGCUCAUCUUCCUGUUCCUGUCAUCACCAGAGACUGUUCAUCAUCAUCAUCAUCAUGUUCAUUGGUGUGUUCAGCUGUGAAUGUGAGUCAUGUGACUCUCUCCUGGUACAAAGGAAACAAUUUAUUGUCCAGCAUCAGUGUGUCUGAUCUCAGCAGCACCGUCUCUUUACAUCUGGAGGUGGAAUAUCAGGAUAAAAACACCUACAGCUGUGUGCUGAACAAUCUCAUCAGCAACCAGACUCAACAUCUGGACAUCAGUGAACUCUGUCAGAUACGUUCAGACUCAGACUCUGACUGUAUCUGCUGUUGUGAUUCUACUAAAGCUGUGAUCCAAUUGGUCCUCUCUGCUCUGGUGGGCGUGGCUACUGUUGUUGUUUUGGGUUUUGACAUCACAUCCAGAAGAGCUGAACAGAAAAGAAGAACUCAGAAUUCAACAUCAGUCCUACUCUGAUUCUCUAUUAAAACAACAAUAAUCUAUUUUUUAUCAUUCUGAUUUUGCUCCUCUUCCUCUCUUUCUGAGCAUUUUGGAUUUUUUUUUUUUUCUUUUACAAAGGAAUAAAAUGUAUUUUUAUAUGCACUGUUUAUAACUUAAGUAUAGACAGUGUGUUUAUAGCUUUUUCUAGGAAACUGGUAUAACUGAAGUCUGUAUACUGAAGCCGUUCAUCUCAUGUGAGUGUCAUAUUAAACAUACUGGUCAACAGUGUUCUUUACCUCAGGUAAAAGACCUUUUAAAUGCAAAAUAAAUUGUGCACUUCAAAGAAUAUUAAACGUAAAAUACAAAAUAUCUGCAUUUUAUUAUGUCAUGUGUCAUUAAUUCUCCAGUAGACUAUUCAACAGUUAAAGGCUUGCAAAAUAUUGGGCAGUGCCUGUUCAUUAAAUAUGAUUAAUAUUGCUGUUGGUAUAUGAGCAAGGUGAUAAGUGUUUCAUUUUUUUGUUUGCCUAAGCAGUUUUACAAUGGCAUGCUGAUUUUAAGUACCUUCUAUAGAUG
Molecule: messenger RNA, 1460 nt
Organism: Ctenopharyngodon idella (grass carp)
Lineage: Eukaryota; Metazoa; Chordata; Actinopteri; Cypriniformes; Xenocyprididae
Exons: 4
Coding region: 105-923 (272 amino acids)
Source: RefSeq, a predicted model, not a curated record